AUGAAUUGGAACAAAUUGCGAAAUAAUUGGCAGCAAAUAUGCGGCAUAUUCUCGAUAUUCUCGAAUUUCUACCUGCUUCUUCUCAUCAAAUAUUGUUCGCCGAAACAAUUGGGCAAUUAUAAGUACUUGAUGGCAUACAUUUCGGUAUUCGAGAUAUUCUAUUCGUUGGUUGAUUGCAUUGCCGAACCCGUCAUCUUCUCAUUUCGUUCUUCCUACAUUGUUUUUGUUGAUUUACACAAAAUCUCUUGGUUUCGGCGAGCAAUUAAAAUCAUACUGCACAAAGUUUAUUGUGGAUUUUUUGGACUAUCAAUGGCCAUAUUUGGUGUGCAUUUCUUAUACAGAUAUUUGAUAACCAAAGGGAAGAAGGUGUCCUUAACAACGAUUGGUGUUUGGCUGACGAUUCCCAUAUUUUACUUUUUCGUCUGGAUGUCAAUUGUGGUAGUCCUUCUCGGACCAUUUGAUUAUUUUUCACAACAACUCAGACAGCCGGUAUUUCAAAAUUUCCACAUAAGCAUCAGAAAUAUAGAAUAUAUGGGUCCGUAUUUUUAUCCAAUCGACUUCAACGGUAACCAAUUUUUCAAUUAUAACACAAUUUACGGCAUCGCAAUUCUCACGUUGAUAAUUGCAUCUUCCAUGUUGAGUGUAUUCUAUUUUGGCCAUAAAUGCUAUUUGCACAUUCAGAAGUUUACAAAAAAUGCAAACUCCAUAAUGAUUCCAUGCGUUCUAAUGUAUAUUCCAGCAUUAGUCCUAUUCACCACUUGCUUCCUUGAUCAAAAUCUCGAAAUGGCCAGCAAUUUUAUCAAUAUUUCGAUAGCCAUGUAUCCAGCAAUCGAUCCGCUUCCCACGAUUUUUGUCGUCAGACGAUAUCGAAGUGCCACAAUUGGUUGGAAUUCCAACAAGAAAUAUUGA
Messenger RNA from Caenorhabditis bovis, 909 nucleotides. Lineage: Eukaryota; Metazoa; Nematoda; Chromadorea; Rhabditida; Rhabditidae. The record is from the annotation of a GenBank genome assembly.